AUGGGGCGGAGCCACGAGUCCACAAAGGCAAGAAGUUGCCUUGGCAGGCUGAACCCCUGUCGGCGAAAUGCUGAACCUAAUGACGUAAGGUGUGCUGAAAGGUUAAUGGUUAUUCCAGUUGGGUUUUUCACUGUGCUACUUUAUAUGCUUAAUGUAAAGUUGUUUUCAUCAGAAGAAUCUCCAUCACGAGUCAACUCGGGGGAUUUGGAAUCCGAUGACGAUUUUCCACCUGGCUUUGAAAGAAUCCAGACACCAAAUCUUUGGAGGAAUAAGUUGUCCAAAAUACCUCUUGUCAAAUGGAGAUGCCCUCCUCAAUUUGUAGUAGAUGGUGCAUGGCAAGUGGUUGCUGGGGAAGAAAGCAAAGAAUUGGAAGCUCAAAACCAACGGGAGAUGAGAGUACCUGAAGCUAUUUAUACACAUCCUUCUCUUAUCCCUUCUAACCCUUAUGCAUUAGUAAGAGUGGAAAACUCUUUUCUGUAUGACCGAAACACUCUUCUGAUUCCGAUCACUCCUAUUGAAGACGAGGAUGUGGAGCUAGAUACGUCAUCAGUUGACUACAUGGCACCAAACCCACAACAGGGCUGUGGCGCUACCAUUCCUCGUGCUCAAUUCCCAUCAACAGUCACUGAGUCUGAUCUUGUAGCAGCAGCAAAAGCUGCCAUGACUGCAGUUAUGGCGAACAUUGAUCUGAAGGAAUUAAUUGAUCGAAACUGGCUUGUAAAACUUCUCUGUGAACGAAAAAUGAUCGAACAACUCACCAAGAAUCCCAGAGCAGCAUCCAUUGUGCAGAAUUUGCCCUCCUCCGGCUUGCACAAUGUGCUCUCCUCUAGCUUGCUGAAUAUUCCCUCAUCCCGCUUGCAGAAUAUACAAGCCAUUGGCUCGCAAAAUAUACCAUCCUUGUGCAUGCAGAGUGUGUCAUCAUUCAGCUUGCAUAAUUUGCCAUCUACCUGUCCACCAAGUAUGCCCGACUCAAGGUCUUUGGCUAAUAAUUUAUAUGAUCCACAUCCAAUAAUCUUCAAUAAAGGAGAUCUACCUUCUGCUCCACCAAUCCGACCUUUCUAUCAUCCUCAAAAUAACAUGGGAACCAUUCCCAGUUUCCGUCCAUCUGUAGCCAAUGUUUUAUCAGGCUCUCCUUCUGCAUCUCUAGGAUCUCCUAGAACUAAAGACGUAAACUAUUACAAGAGCCUGAUACAACAACAUGGUGGAGAAAGACAAGAAACUUUGCCCCAUUUAUGUAGUCAGACAAUUCAAGAACCUGCAAAUCCUAAGAAACCAAGAGGAGAGAAAUCUAAGAUGAGGCCUUUGAAGAGUCCAAUGGGUUGUAGGAAUGGAGUAAACUGUGCAUUUCUGCAUGAUACAACAUCCCAGCAGAGUCAGCGGCAUCCCAGAUGUUCAAAAGUUGCUGUAAGAAGCAAUGCCUGCAAGUUUAAUGGGGGUGAAUAUAGUGAGGCACAGCAACAGUAUAUCAGAGAGACAAAUUUAGGAGCAAAGCCAUUUCUGGGUGUUGUUGAGGUGCAGAAGACUGGCACAGAUUGCCACAGCUUUGAACAACAUGGACAUGAUUAG
Fraxinus pennsylvanica is the source of this 1566-nucleotide messenger RNA. The record is from the annotation of a GenBank genome assembly. Lineage: Eukaryota; Viridiplantae; Streptophyta; Magnoliopsida; Lamiales; Oleaceae.